AUGGUUGGCGUCGAGAAUAUUCUUGAGAUUCAGCUACGGGAGCGAAUCUUUCGUCUGAAUCCGACCAGUCAGCUGCAGACGAAUAGUUGUGUCGCGCCAAAGCCAAAAGUGAAAGUAAGUUGAUGUUUUUGGUUGAGUUUAAACUUAUUUAGUAUGAAGAUAACUUUUAAAGCUCAAAAACUUUGAAGUACUGCUCAUUUUUUAAAUUUUCAACGAUAUUAUGUUGUAUAGCACCUUGUAACUUUAUUUUUUAAGGAAAAACUGGAAAUACGUAAGGCAAAAGUGACAGAAAUUCCUUUACAACAUGCUGAAGUCACUUUUCCGGAGGAUUAUGUUGUUUUUAAUGGCAAUGAAUUUGAAAUAAAGCCGGAUACAAUUGAGUACGAUGUUGAUGAUGAAGUAAGUUAAAGUUUUGAUAAUCAUUGUAUGUUUAGGACGUUGAAUGGCUAAAACUGGUGAAUGAGAAGAGGGCUAAGGAUAAACUAAAGCCUGUGAGUGAAGAUGAUCUUGAACUAGCGAUUGACAAGUUCGAAAAGGCAGCUUUGUUUCAGGUAGGUAUAGUUUUACAUUGUGGUAGUGUUUUGUGGGUUACACCGGGCGGGAAUUAUGGUUUUGUUAAAAAUUGAGGUUAGACAUUGGUAAUACUAAAGACAAUGUUUUUGACGUUUGAAAGUAACGUUUGCGUUUGAAAAUUAGAAAAAGAACAAUGAAAAAUAUUAUUUUUGGAUGUAGGACUUGAUUUUUUGUAUCUUAUGACAAAAAUGUUAAUAAAAUGUCGGCUUUUUUGGUUCUUUUAAAUAAUAUUAAUGUUAACAAAAUAAUAUCCGUAAAAUUCUCUUCAGAGCGAACACCGUUUACCUCAAGUCGACGACGACGAGCCGUGUUGUAUCUGUAACGAUGGUGAGGAUCAUAACACGAAUCAAAUCAUUUUUUGUGAUAUGUGCAAUAUUGCCGUGCAUCAGGAAUGUUACGGAGUGCCUUACAUACCAGCGGGUCAGUGGUUGUGUCGGAAGUGUCAACUGUCACCUUCACAAUCAGUUCGAUGUGAACUGUGUCCUUUUCAAAAUGGAGCUUUUAAACAAACGUCUGAUGGAAAAUGGGUACAUGUGGUUUGUGCAUUAUGGUUAAGUGAAGUUCACUUUGCAAAUGUGGUAUUUUUGGAGCCAGUUGAAGGAGUGGCGAAUUCGCUCAAAAGAAGGUCCAAAUUGACAUGUCAAGUUUGUAAAAUCAAACAUGGAGCUUGUUUACAGUGUAGUAAAGUAAGUUUUUGAUGUUUUCGUUGGAUUUUUCAGGAAUUUUUAUAUUGUUCUGGGUCCUCAACGGUGGAAAAUUGUCAAGUUUUGACCAUUCAUCUACUAUAACAUAACUUUUUAAGCUGUAUUUGGAUAAAAUAAUGAUUUCUUGGUUAUUUUGAUAGAUAAUAUAGCUAAAACGUUUAUGAAUUAGCUAUAAUGAAAAGGAUUAAAGUUUUGAUUUAAAAUUUUAUGUUUCAGAAAUGUUGUGUACGACCAUUCCAUGUAACAUGUGCAAUAUAUAGUGAAAUGCAAAUGGAAGUACGACAUACAGAAAGGGCAGGGUAUGAUGAUACAAUUGUAGAGCGGUUCGCUUAUUGUCAUCAACAUUCAGCUAAAAGGUAUCGUUUUUAGUUAGAUUUUCUUUGCUUUUGAAAAGUUGACUUUUUAAGGGAUUGAUUUGAGAAAUUUUAUGUAUUGUCGAUUUUUAUAGUAAAUUUGGUCGAUUUUCAUAUCAAAUUUGUUCUAACCCAACUUGUUUAAGAUCAAAACUGAUAGACAUUGGUUCAGCGGCCUUCAAAAGAUCUGUAGCCGACAAAAUGAAACGUGCCAGAAGAGCUCUUCAAAACUCGUCGAAACAGAUCAACAAUGUUGCAGUACCAGUAGUACCAUCAGCCAAAUUUGAGGAAAUCAAAGCCGAACUUAAAGUGGAACGUUUGGAAGAUCUACUAAAUUUUUGGUCAUUAAAAAGGAUAAUAAGAUGUGGAGUGCCAUUGCUAAGAAGGCUACAGGUGUAUCACAGCAAAAAACAGAUGGGCCGACGCUCUGGCGAUGGUAUUCUGGAAAGUCAAAUGGAUCGAAGCGAUGUCAGUCAAUGGGAUCAGUUGUUCAGAACCGGGAAAUUGAGGAAUAACUUGGAGAAGCUGAGGUUAUUGGUGGAAUUGAUGAAGAAAAGGGAGAAGUUCAAGUUGGAACAGGUGGGUUCUUGAUUUUUCUUGAUAUAUAGGUAUUAGAUUUGAAAGUAACGCUUAUAAACGUCGUAUUUUAAACUGUUUUACUCUUAACAUUUAUAUUUUUACGUUUUUAAAUGUUUUUUUAAUUAUAGGUAACAAAAUGGUUUUUUUUUUAAAUUUAGGUAAUAAAAACCUAAUUUCAGCUUCAAACCUACCGCCAAAUAGUCGAAAGUGCCCUAAAACCCGUAAAACUCCUCCUAGAAGAAACCCUAGAACGCCUUAUAGAAAAGGAUCACCUCCUAGUCUUUACUCAACCGGUAAAUGAAGAUGAAGUCCCAGGCUACUUCAAUAUCAUCAAGAAACCCAUGGAUUUUGAUAAAAUGAGGAAAAAGCUAAAGAAUGGUGAAUACAAGCGAGUAGCUGAUAUGAAAGCGGAUUUUGAUCUGAUGAUGGCGAAUUGCGAAACAUUCAAUAGGAAUAAUGACCAUUACUUACGAUAUGGACAGAUUAUCAAGAGUUUGGGAGUGAAGGUGUUGAGAGAUGCUGAAGGAGAGGAAAGUCUGACUGGAUCAGUAGGUUUUUGUGUUUUUUGAUUUGGUUUUUAGGGUUUUAUGGGGAAAGUUUGUUUUUAGGUAUUGUUAUGAGAUUUUUUGCCGCCUAUUUAAUAACUUUUGUAGUUUUUUGGGUGAUUUUAGGUAUGUUUUUUAGUUUUUUAUGUUAUGUUAAGUGUUUUUUGAUUACUAUGUUAAAAAAUUGCUUUUUGGUGAAUUUAGGUAUAAGUUUUAUAUAAAACUGACAAAUUGUGUAUUACUAUGGUUUCAAUUACUAGAACACAAAAUUUUAUGUAUCACCAUGAUUCAUCAUCAAAUUUUAGCCCCGCCUGCUCAGCGAACUCCCCUUCCUGUUCCCAGAAUGUGCCAAAAACGAAGAAAUCCAAGUCAUCAACAGAGUGAACAAUAUCGCCGCUGAUCUCACAAAUUCAAAGCCAAUUGGAAGACAUUCUAGUCCAAAACAAAACAGUAAUUUAUUAGAGCGAAGGUCAAGCACAGUGUCGAUCAAAACUGGUCGGAAGGCUAUAAAUGGCCUGAAAAGAGGACGAGACCCAAACCAAUCUCGAAUUGUCGACUACUUCAAACCAGUGAAAACCCCACGAUCUCCCGCAUCACCCGCCUCACCACCUCAUAAACGAACGAAGCCGGCUUCGCCAGUGAAAGGAAACAAAGUCAUACGAUCGCGGAACAACUAUUUCACCGAAACCUCGUCGGAUACGGCCGGAAUGAGCACGGACGAAGACAUUGGGGGAAUGAGAAGUCGGUUAAGGCGGAGGGAUCAAAGUGGAAGGCAUAGUGAGAAUGAUAGUGGUGAGUUUUAGGGAAGAAUGGUUUUUGGGUUGGUUUUUAUGGGGAAAAAUGACUAUUUAGAGUUGGUUUGGUUUUGAUUAAACUUGGUUUUAGUGAUUCUGCUUACAAUUGCUAGUUUUUGGCGCUUUUUACAUAAAAAUUUGAGUUUUUAAGUUUUUGACAAAAUUUAUUAUAAGAUAUUUUUGAUGUUAUCUCUAUGUGGAGAUAUUUCUUAGUUUAUGCAAAUGUAAGCAUAUUCAUACCAAUUGUUACUUUGCCCUUUAAUUUUGAAUCGAUUUGAACAAGGCAAAGAUAAGUUGCCGCAUAGCCGAGUGGUUAACGCAUUAGACUUUCGCGCGAAAUGGCUGAGUUCGAGCUCGCCCCCUUGCAAUAAGCCGAGUUGUGUCUAUUCGUUUUAUAAAACACAACCAUGCAAACGCAAGGGAAAGAAUACGAACUGCAGACAAGAUUGGACUGCUUUUAUGUCCAAACAUCAGUUCAGUUUGAACAUUUUUGGCUAUUUUUUGAAAAAUUAUGUAGCGUUUUUUGUGAUUUUGCCAUUUUUUCGAUAAAAUUUUUAACUUUUUUUGCCAAAAAUUUAACUUUAUCAUACUUUCAGACGCCGUAAACGCUCCAGAUUUCCUGCACAAUGACAUUGUCUGGGCACCGUUGGGUCGAGAAAAGAUGGUCGGUCGAGUAAUCAAACGAGCCCUGGUUGAAUUUGAAGAGGAUAAAGAGAUCCGAGACAAAAUCAAACAAAUGAAAGCAACCACCGCCGAUUCAAAGGUCCUGGUCCUCUUCUUCGACAUGAACAACACUGUACAGUACGUGGAUUUCACAGAUCUUAAUCAUUGCGAUGUGAAAAAGUUGCCGGUAACAGAUAGUGCGCAACUGGGCGCGGCGUUCACCAGGGCCAAAGAACAUUGGAGUAAAACAAUAUCGGAUUAG
Messenger RNA from Bursaphelenchus okinawaensis, 4473 nucleotides. The record is from the annotation of a GenBank genome assembly. NCBI's taxonomy places the organism in Eukaryota, Metazoa, Nematoda, Chromadorea, Rhabditida, Aphelenchoididae.